AUGUAUACAUCCGCUCCACCCUGGCGUAGCGCUGGGUCUUCGACUAUCACUGAUUCUAGUGCUUUCGUUCCAGUGGUUGCGCGCCGAAGUCUAAACCAAGCAGCCCCUGUAAGCCGACCAGCUCACUCCUCAGCACCGUACCAAGCAGCACAUACACCAGAUAUGCAAAGUUCAAAUCCCCCGAAAAAGAAGGUGGACUGGCCUCCUGCGGUGCGACAGUAUGUGCAGCGAUGCUUCGUUCCUGAAAAUAUGAUCAAGGGCAUAUCGAGGGAGGAUAUGGAGGCAAAAUUAAAAAGCGUUAUCACCCAAGCUGCCGAGAGCAAUAACCUUCACAGUGUCAACUGGGCCGAUCUCCCUUUGCCUCAGCAAAUGCUGCAGGAAGAGCGUACCCGUUCCCUUCUUACCCCAUCUUCCGUAGCAUUCUCAAGGCCGUCACCGUCACCCCCACCUCCGUUUUUUCCUGACCCAUUGUUAAAUUCCAAACCCGACACGUUAAGAAAGAGGAAGUCUUCUGAGCUUACAGAGAGGGAUAAUGGCCAAGGUGACCAACCCGCUUGGCGACAAUCCCCUACAAAGAAUGGAUUCGAGGACCGUAUUUCCUUUGCGCCUAUCCCACCGGACAAACGCCAACGACUGGACAGUCAUGCCAAAAACGCUAGUAAGUCUAACGCAAAUCUGGAGCAUCGACGAAAGAGAUUCGAUAAUUCUCAACUUGGUUUUCGUUCUCCAUUCAAUGACAACUCAUCCAAUGCCAACACCCCUUCUGCGACCGAGGAUACUGGUCCCGUUAUCGGACGGUCACAGAAACUGGAAAAGAACUACUUCCGACUUACAUCAGCUCCGAAUCCGGAUACUGUGCGGCCUCUUCCUGUUCUCCAGAAAACUCUGGAACUUUUGAAACGAAAAUGGAAGCAGGAAGCCAACUACACCUACAUCUGCGACCAAUUCAAAUCUCUGCGCCAGGAUCUGACCGUUCAACACAUCAAGAACGAGUUCACUGUCAAUGUCUACGAGAUUCAUGCCCGCAUCGCCUUGGAGAAGGGGGAUCUUGAUAAAGCGGACAGAGCGGUGAAGCAUGCUCUUGAUGUGCGAUCAGCACUUGCCCUUGGCAAUUAUCAUCGAUUUUUCCAACUUUUCCUUGAAACACCUAAUAUGGGUGCCUAUCUGAUGGACAUGUUUGUAGCACGCGAGCGCCUAGCUGCUCUUGCCAGCAUUUGCAAAGCUUACAAGCCGGAUGUGAAAAUCCGCUACAUUACAGAAGAGCUCGGCUUCGAGUCCGAUGAGGAUAGUGCUCGAUUCAUCCUCGAGCAUGCUUCUGAAGACCUACUUCAGGAACGUGAUGAUGGCGUCAGGCUUCUUACCGGAAAAGCUGGUCAAGUCUUCGAAGCAGCCAAACGUGGUGCCUUCAAGCUUAUCGAUCUCAAAGGCCAGAUAUGA
Messenger RNA from Endocarpon pusillum Z07020, 1437 nucleotides. RefSeq lists its product as uncharacterized. Gene Ontology annotation, cellular component: nucleus. The record is from RefSeq and is a predicted model, not a curated record. Lineage: Eukaryota; Fungi; Ascomycota; Eurotiomycetes; Verrucariales; Verrucariaceae. The coding region runs from base 1 to 1437 and encodes 478 amino acids. The transcript is spliced from 4 exons.